CAGAGCUGAUGUUGGGCUUUCCGAAUUUCGUUGUGCACAGGGUACCUCAGAUUAUGACUAUUAAACUACUAUUUCUAUUUUUUCGUUGUGCACCACAGGGUACCUCAGAUUAUGACUAUUAAACUACUAUUUCUAGUUUUUCGUUGUGCACAGGCUACCUCAGAUUAUGACUAAGAACCGUUACUAAGUUUAAGUUAUGAGUAUGACUAACCGUUAGUAAGUUACUAACAAAGAUGGGACUAGGAUAUUAGUACUAAGUUACUCAAAGACAUUACGAAGUAAGUUACUAACAAAGAUUAAGACUACUGUUGCCUAACCGUUUUUAGUCUGUAUUUGUUAAACAAACAACAAGUACAAGAUGACACGUUGUAAUAAAUUGUAUUCACUAAAACUUCUCCACUUCAUCUAUAAUAUCAGGAAGUUUAGACCACCACCACCUAGAAGAUCCUUUUCUUCUAUGCCGCGUAACCACGACAAGAUGACAAGCCUGUUGGUUGGAAGAGUCUGUCUGCUUCUCCUUCUAAUCAGACCGACCUGAGGUUUUUUCAGAUCCUCGCUUGUUUGCGGAGGAACGACGUGGUGUGGUACGAUAUGAAUCACAAGGAAGAAAGAGACUUUGUCUUUGGCGAUUUAGAGUUCGAGCUCUUCUCAGAGUCGGAGAUAGAAGACGGGAGUUUUAGAAGGACUACGAGCAGUCCAGGCACAACAAAUGGUGGCGGCAAUACAACAGGUGAAGAGGAAGACGGUAUAACUGGGAGUAAUAGGAGUACAAGUUGUUGUGCAACAAAUAGUGGAGGGAGUACUAGUGGACGAGGGAGUACUAGAACUAGUGGAGGGACUACAGGUACUACUAGAAGUACAACACAUAGAACAAGUGGUGGUAGUGGAGGGAAUAAAACAAAUGAAGACAGCCCCAUGCCUGAACCUUCUGCCUCCAGACGCCUCAAAAUGUUUGAGGCUGGCUAUCCGGAUAUCUACAGAGCCUUGCACACGGCAGGGCCAUUGAGGCUGUUACCAGCGAGUAUGGGAGAAAUUCUAGUCCUUUUUUUGCGGCUUUAUGCCUUGGAAAAAGAGGCUGGCGCGUUGAGCGGAAGCAAAGGCUAUUUGUUGGUAUGAGAGGAGGUGAACACAGAAUACUGCCAUUCUUAUUUACCAACUAAGAUAGUGCGAUAACAUUUAAUAGCUUAAUAUCAAAUACUUCCUCUUCUCUUCUUCUUCUAGAGGGUGAAGUCGCGUAGACGGUGUCGGUGUUCUAACGACAUGAGCCGGCUCAUGCUCUCCUCUAACCUCCAUGGACGCCAAGAAUAUGCUACAUACGGCAUACUAUAGGUUUGAGCAAGUCGCCCGCUUCGAUCCUUGGCGAUUUGUCGCGAUACGACCACCGCCAGAACUGCAGAAUCCAGUCUUUUCGGCGACAACGUCCCUACUUGGACAAGAUAAGGACAGAGGCAAAGAAGUAUCGACUUGGACUGACUUGGUGCAUGAGGAUGGCUUCUACAUUCCUGGGAGGACUUCUGGGAAGAGGAAAGACAUUCCUGAAAAGACAAAGAACGGUGUCCCUGCCACGUCUCUCUGUAGUGUAGAGGAGCUGUGGAGUCGAGAUUUUGAGCGUUUCAAAGGCAUCUAUCCACCUCUGCGCUGGGACAGAGUCCUGUACAAAUAUGCGCAGAUGAGGUAUGUACCAGACGAAGUUGAGCAGGAAUAUGCAGAGACAUAUGUUGGUAAGGCUACGGUAGCUGAAUCUCCAUGAUUUUACUAACAGCUUGCUCUUCCCGUUUUUCAAUGGAUGAGAAGACGCGCGUGAGCCUGACCAAGUGCCAGCGCCACUGCGUCCUGCCUUCGUAACUUCUUGCUAAAGUCUCUCGGACAUUCCGGUCGCUGUGACGCGUGUCACGCGGGUCGGAAUGCCUGGGGGUCGCUCAAGAGGUCAGGACUGUGGAUAGGCUAUUUUUAUUUGGCAGGUAUAAGCGAACGUCUAGCACUACAAACUAACACCUUGCUCUGCCCGUUUUUCAAUGAUUCUAAUGUUGGCACUAGUAAGAACAGAAAAAACGACAACAUCAACAUCAAGCUCGAUUACAAGGAUGCUUGGCGCGUAGUGGGAAAGGCGCCUUCAUCAAAGGCUAAGACUGCAAGAAGAAAAAACUGGGUCUUGAAUUUUGGAGCUGCUGACGUUAAGGCUAGUACUUGUACUUCCCCUAAGCAGAGGCAUCUGCAGACAGAGGCAUCCAGAUCUUGAAGAGCGUGAGCAUCUCUAAUGCCUGUGAAUGCGGUUACCUGUAUUCGUGGAAUCACGAUCUGGCGAACUGCUUAUUGACAGGCUCAGUAUGGAACAAUUGGCCUGUGCACGAAAAAUCAAGAGUAAAAUCUCUACACGAAGCGUGGCACAGGAAUCGUACUAGCGAUGUUAAGGUCAGGUCACAAUAAUUCAUUUUUAUCCACCAUGAUAAGUAAUCCAAAUGCCUCAUAUAGUACUAGUAGUAUUAAGGUUUAGGUUUGAUCCGUCAGCUGCUUUUAUCCAUCUUGUUGAGCAGAUGAGGAGGCUGGAGCAGAUUGAGGUCUAAUACUGGUGCGGAGGAUUUAGCUGCAAGUGUAUAUGCUGAGCAAGAGAUUCCAAAUGUGCCUGUCUUCAAUAUGUCCGGUUUAGUAGUGGAGGCUCUAGAAGGAAAUAGACAGAGAUUGCGGCGACAGUAUGCGGGGAACAAGAAUUUAUGCUGACAAGAUGUAGUUCUAGUUUGACUAAGACUAUUCGAGAUGAGUGACUAUUUCUUUGAAUGCAAUGAUGAAGCUAAUGCCGCGUGGUUACUAUUGCUUCUUAUUCAUUGAUACAAUUACUUGGUUAUUCAUGCCUCUAGUCGCUCCUAUUCAGUAAUGGUAUCCUAGUCCUCCUCCUGUAAGAAUCGGUUAUAAAAUUUAUGGAUUAGUGCCGAUCUUGUGAAUAAAAUAGUUUGGUUUAAUCUUGAACUCCUGAUAUCAAAUGAAAAUGAGUAUACUGCUAUGAUCACCUCUUGCUAGGCACAUUCAUUCAUUCACUCAUUCAUUCAUUCAUUCGUCAUGUUCUUUCGGGAAAAUGAUAUUGUAGCUCAAUUAGAAGCCCCUCCUUAUUCUUUCAUUCCCUGUCGUCUACUACCUGAACACUCUUGCUUUGGAAGAUAUCGAACCUUUGAUGAUCGACAUGGUCGAGCAAGUUAAGGGUUUCCAGAUUGCAUUCUGCACUACCGUCCCUGAUUUUUUCCCAAGUAGGAAAGAAAUCAGGGAACAUCAAGCUUGCGUUCUGACGAACGCAAUGUCGGACCCCCUAAACAAGAGGGGUUUUCCUUGGCGCCGUUGUUGUUCAAGCUUGACAUCGAUCAUAUGGAUUGCGCGAUGAUGGAGAAUGUUUUAGCUUCCGGCGUAAGACCGCUGGUUUUGUUAUGAAAAAACAACAAAGAAAAAGGAAAACUGAUACUCGCUUCGCGAGUGCAAUGAAUUAGUGGAUGUGCAUUGAUGUCGUGGAGUCUUCUUCGCGAUGUUCUGUUGUCCCUUCUUCAAGAUUCUCAUCAAUUUCAUCUGUUGACUUCGUUUCUUCAAGAUUGAUGAAUCUCAUCAAUCUCAUCAAUUUCAUCUGUUGACAACACCGUUGUAUCCGUUGAACUCUUUCGCUUUCCCCGCCUUUCUUCAUACCCGUUCGUGGAAGCCAGAAGUGUGGAGAUACCAUUGGAAGUUGUCUCUGAGGCCGGCACCCUUUUCGCCACGGAUUACGCGAACGCUGUGAAAGCGCAGAGUGGCUGUAGCCUUUCUGGUUUUGUGGAGUUAUGGUCAUUGUCCUAGCUUUGUCCUAGCUUUUGUCUACUCGAACCUACUUUGUCCUAGCAGGUGCGGCUUGGCCGCGAAGUGGUGGACCCCUAACCUUAGGCCUUAGCCUUUGUCUUUGUCUAUGGUCUUCAAAAGCAUCCUGAGACGAGAAAUGCUACUCCAGGUCUUGUUCUUGAUAUGGAUUCACAACCCAGCGCAGAGCGCACUCUAAUAGACGUUGGCCUUCGAUACGACUACUUCUUAGUGGAAGUUUUGAACGAUGACGCAGUAUUCGUGAGAAAAGAUAUUUUCUUUGACCCGGAUGCUUUUGAGGACGGUGAUGGUAGACAUGCACAUGGAAAAGACACCGACGGAGAGGGUGAUGUCAUUACCACUUCUAGAGGAGAUUAUACGUUAAGGUCACUAGGAGUAUCAUGAUGUUGUCGAAAAAGAUAAUAUUCUGCGCACGGAGUCGUAGUAGUAGUCGAUGAGUAGCUAGUCGAUGACGAUAAUACUCAUUCUGCUCAAGUAGUUCUUGUGGGUGACGUACAUGCAGAUGUUGGGGCUUUCUGUUUGUUGAUGAAAGUUUUCUUACGACAAGAAAAGUGAAUUGUUCAAACCAGCAUUAAUUAGAUGUUAGUUGCAGUGACAUUGAGAAUAUGAAUAUUAUUUGCAGAUGCAGUGACAUUGAGAAUAUGAAUAUUAUUCCUCCAUGCAUCGGAAAUAUUCUUAAUCUCCGUGUCUUCUAUGUCUAAACAACACGCCGAUUCUUCCCUUUUCAGCGCUUCACCCCAAAGCAGCAAGAGAUUUGUCCACUAGGCAGGAGGAUGACGAAAAAAAUGGAGCUGACAGUCGACCGCAGACGAGGCGAAUGAAGUUAUGUUGGAUCAACUUCAUCAUGUAGAUGACGACGAUUUAGAAGUGCCAUGCUUGAUAUCGUCUUUGCUUGUACGUCUACGUCUGCAAAACGUGAUAGAAAUAUCAGUUACAGAAGUUUCUUUAAGUUUCUAAGAUAGACAAGAUUAUCAGGAAACACAACAGGAACCACAGAGAGGAUUAUUGAUAAUAAAGCCGGAACAACAACCAGGAUGAAUAGCAACAGGAUUUUUAGCAGGAACAACCAAGAAUCAUUCAUCUAAUAACCAAAUCUCGGGUAUUCGAGGAGCUUUACUCAACGCGAGAGAAGUAUGUAGAAACAGUUCGGUUUUUGCACACCCAGGGCGCCGCGUGUCACGUGAUGAGGCAUCAAGGAGUCGCAGAGGAAAGAUUUGUUAUGGUUGCAUGGUUGAGUGAGACUUGCUCUUAGAAUGAUGCGAAGUUGAAGUGAAGUUGAAGUUGUAGCGGAACCAUUCACGUACAGCAAGUUGAAGUUGAAGUUGUAAGUAGUCAUAGAGGUGGACAUCGGUCCUUUUUAAUGGCCAUGACUUUACUCAUGUGCAGAGAGAAUAAGAAGUUGGAGUUGUAGACAUAAAGAAACAUUUCUGUGUGUUUUAGUCAACCCGCACAAACAUGGAGCGCGGGCGCGGGCUUGAACGAAGGGUGCGCCAGACGUACCAGCUCUAAACUUCGUUCUUUCCUUUCCGGAGCUGGCGACCACCUCACUGCGUCUCAGAAGAUGUUGUUUUAUGAAAAGAAAAAGCGUACUCAUUCUCAUACUGAGGAACAAAAGAGUGUUGAGUUUCCUCAGCCUAACAAGGCGUGGCUUCCUUUCAUCUUAUGUUGAUGGGUACACUUUUUCCUCUCAUAUGUUUGCAGGAAGUUUCAUGAGCUUUGAUCAUCGUGACAAGAAUCGUGACAAAGCUGGUGGAGCUACUAAUCCGUUACCAAAAGCAGGAGCUGAAAAAGACUGGAAUGCACUUUUUCAACUACGAAGGAGUUCGUUGUUUUAGUCGACGUGAAGAUAAACUUACUUUUACUAGUGAAUUUUAUGUAUCAUUUUCGUUAGUGAAUCGAGCAAGACGUCGAACGAUGGCACGGCAGCAAAUAGUAUAGUUUAGGUUCUUUUUUCAUAGGUUCGAAAGAAUGUAGUUAAUAAAGCAAAGGACCAGGAGACAAAGAGACAAUUAUUGUUCGAAUAUAGCUCCGAUCUAACAAGCAGAGCUUUGUGUUCUUCGUCGUCUUCGCACACCAU
This is a messenger RNA of Amoebophrya sp. A25, 5905 nucleotides long. Lineage: Eukaryota; Dinophyceae; Syndiniales; Amoebophryaceae. The record is from the annotation of a GenBank genome assembly.